GGAAUCAUCAAAGUUUGGCGUUCGUCGGUUUGGUUGGAAAGGUUUUACCAUUUUUUACCCCACCUCCGAUUAUGACAGCAGAUUAACAUAGCCAAAUGUUUGAAUAGAAUCACUUGUUCGGCGUGUACUGAAGAUUUUGACCGAAAACCGCUUAUGAGAUCGUAGUAUGAAUAGCAGUGUAGCCGGUCGCCCUUUACGCCAUGGCUCUCGUAUGCCUUCUGUCCACGGUUCAUCAUCAUCGUCAGCGAGAAAAAAGAAGAAUCACCGAAUCAACCACAAUAAGUACCUUUCCAAUUCAGGACAAGUCCAGAACGUUCAAAAUGCUCGAGUGUAUAUUUUCGGCGACGCAGACGUCGAAGCGGGCGAGAUCAACGGCACGGAGGUCGAAAUGUCACAAAUUCGGCCGAGAGGGGCGAAAAAGAAACGAUCUGCUACAAAUACUUUUCACGACGUGGAGCCAGAAGAACCAUUGUAUAUCGAACGUAAAAUCGAAGACGAAGACACGUUGCAAAGCUUCGCAUUGCAGUAUGGCGUGCCGGUGUCAGAGUUGAAAAGAAUAAACAAUCUCAUAAUUGAACAAGACUUUUUUAGGUUAAAAACAAUCAAGGUGCCAGUUAAAAAAUAUGGACUACUCACGGAACUUCAUGAGGAAAAAAGGCGGCGCCCAAACGCCGCUCAGCCUACAGAGGCUAAACAGACUAUUGAAGUUAACGACGAGGACGACGAAGACACUGUGUUUGAGGUUAGAACUGUCAGUAUACGAGACUCUUUACAAGGAAACUCUGAAGCCAGUGAAUUUCUAAAAAAUAUGGACAAGGAUUUGGAAAAAAUACGGAAAUCUACUCGGACUGAGAAAAGCUCAUUGACAGAGGUGACUUCCAUGUUGAAUGCAAGGUACAUACAACCGCUUACCCCACCCAAGCCUAAAUUUGACGGUGCUAACUGUGGUUUCUCUUGGUGGACUAUGGUCAUCAUUAUGUUUGCAAUAGGUAUCAUUACACCGGUCUUCUAUUUUCUCUUUAAAGACCAUAUUCAUAAUAUACAGCCGUGAUCGGUGUUUUUUUUAUUUCCAGCGUUCAUUAUACUACCGGUACUCUUUAUUCAAAGACUUCUGUGAAGAUCUUCGUAGCUACCAAGGUGGCCAGUUGAGAAGUGAUGUGAUACUUCCUGUGAUUUUAAUAUUUCUGUAUCAUUUAGGGUUGGUGGUUGGAAUCUAUGUGAAUUUUUUUUAAUUUAAAUUUAAUCUGAUAAAGACAAUGUUUGUUGGCUAUUUCUGUCUAUUCUCAGAAAUCAAUGCCUUGUCACUGUGAGACAUUUAUGAAGUCAAGUUCA
Molecule: messenger RNA, 1332 nt
Organism: Saccoglossus kowalevskii
Lineage: Eukaryota; Metazoa; Hemichordata; Enteropneusta; Harrimaniidae
Product: lysM and putative peptidoglycan-binding domain-containing protein 3-like
Source: RefSeq, a predicted model, not a curated record